This is a messenger RNA of Botrytis byssoidea, 1188 nucleotides long. RefSeq lists its product as uncharacterized. Lineage: Eukaryota; Fungi; Ascomycota; Leotiomycetes; Helotiales; Sclerotiniaceae. Bases 1 to 1188 code for a protein of 395 amino acids. The record is from RefSeq and is a predicted model, not a curated record. The transcript has 2 exons.
AUGCCUCCAACUCUAAGUCCUGGGGAACUUCUAGAACAACACAAUGAUACCCCAGAAAUCAAUUCCACAUCUCGAAAACCUGGUCGUCCUCCUGGCGUGAGUUUGGAACCAUAUAAAGAUCUUAUAGUCAAACUCUUCGCCGAAGAAAAUACUCCUAUCAUCGACAUUACAAGAAAGCUCAAUCGAGAAUUGGGUCUAGAUGUCUCUGAACGUAAAGUGUCUCGAAGUUUGGCAGCAUGGAAUAUUCGCAAGAGAAAUCGUGGACCCAUCCCUCAAGCUCUCCAAGAUCGGUUAACUUAUCAUUAUAAUUCAAAUCUCAAUGAUGACCAAAUUACUCAAGCAUUGAUUUCCGAAGGGUUCGAAAUAAAAAGAUCGAAUCUGGGGCGCUUACGACAAAAGCUCGGUAUGCGACGAAGGUCUCGUUAUUCGGAAUUUCGCGAAUACUCAGAAGGCCCCGCAGUUAUCAAUACUCCCUCGUCUCACCUACCUUCCACAAUUACACCGAAACCAAAUAAUCCCAAACCAAAGAUGGCACACAAUGCUGGUCUAAUUGUACAAGUCACAGCUUUUGUCGAGAAAUAUAUGAGCGCAUAUGAUGGAUCUCACGACUUCAACCAUAUUCGACGCGUUGUUGGGUUGGCGCAUAGAAUAUACAAGGAGCUUAAGGCAGAGAGGAUAGGCGGCCCAGAAUUAGAUCUGCAGGUUGUCACUUUGGCGGCACUUUUGCAUGAUGUAGGCGACAAGAAGUAUCUCUUACCUGGACAGGAUCCAAAUACUUUGGUGCUAUCAACACUAUUGAGUUUUGGGGCUGAAGAAAAGCUGGCCGUCAAAGUACAGAGAAUCGUUCUUGGAGUUUCGUAUUCGAGCGAGAUAAAGGAUAUGGCAUCAGUGAGGGGCAUGGUCGAGAAAUACCCAGAGCUGGCUGUAGUCCAAGAUGCUGACCGGCUCGAUGCUAUUGGCGCAAUUGGAAUUGGAAGAACAUUCACAUUCGGCGGAGCAAAAGGUGCAAGGGAUAUGGGAGAGACCAUUCAGCAUUUCGAAGACAAACUGGAGAAACUAGGAGGAAUGAUGAAGACAGCUCCAGGCAAACGAAUGGCGAUAGAAAGAACCAAAAGGUUGACAAUGUUCAAGGACUGGUGGGAAGAAGAACAACAAGAAGCUGAAGGUUUACUGCGACCUCAAUCCUAA